ACCCCGCUCGAAAACUUGACCAUGGUCUUACUGAACGGACCCUCUGUUCUGAAACCUCUUGUGGCUGUAUUUCUAGUACUCUUCUACACACACAUGGACGUGAGAGGAACACUCGCCAGACUACGAAGUGGACACGCCUCCUUGCUAAACACAGGGAAGAGAAUCGACACCAACAUAGUGAGGGGCCCAGUCCCCGUGGCUUCAGCGAUUUUUUGUACGCAGUUGUGUCUUAUGGAACCGUCAUGUACAUCGUAUUUCGUGGUGGAAAACCAUACGAUAUACUGCCAAAUGCACUCAGUUGUCUUCAUGAGCCCAACAGACGAUGGGACCCCAGCACUGAACACGUUGUAUUACCAGCUCACCCAAGACGGCUGUCCUCUCACGUUCGUGCUAUACAGACCCCUGUCUCUGUGUUACGCUGUGUGGACUCAACUUUCAGACUGGUCAUCCGCCCAGAGCACUUGUCAAAGCGUCGGCGCUCAUCUUGUGCACGUGAGCUCCCCAGAAAUCUCACAGCACCUCUCUGACUAUUUCAAAGCGUCAUCAGUGUUUCAGCAGCACCACAUCGCCAUCGGUGUGACGUACUCGGGUAGCCAGUGGAAGUACACGAACGGCUCUUCAGCAACCUGGUUGAACUGGGCGAGUGGGGAACCAAGCCACAUUACAGAGGAGUGUGUCGUGAUGGCCUAUUUCUACGAUUACAAAUGGAACGACGUUCCAUGCAGCGGAGCCAGCAACUAUUUCGUAUGUCAAAUUGACAUGUGAAGAUGUCAUCUUCGGCACAGAGAACAGGAUAAUUUUGGUUCUGUUUCCCUGCAUUGUCCACUGCAGUUGUCAUUGUCACAGUUUUGCUGUUAUAACUAUCUUGCUAUCAGUAAA
Molecule: messenger RNA, 879 nt
Organism: Aplysia californica (California sea hare)
Lineage: Eukaryota; Metazoa; Mollusca; Gastropoda; Aplysiida; Aplysiidae
Molecular function (GO): signaling receptor activity
Source: RefSeq, a predicted model, not a curated record